UUUGCUGGCACGGACAUGCCAUCGCGCAUUAUUCACUCCUAUCACCAUGUGGCCGUUGGCUUUGCAGCCAAAUUGUCAGCUGAGGAGGUAAAAGCAAUGAAAAAGAAAGAUGGUUUUGUGUCCGCGAGGGUUGAGAAGAUUUUGGCUUUGCAUACAACGCACACUCCAAACUUUUUGGGGUUGUACCAAAAUUAUGGGUUUUGGCAAGAAUCAAAUUACGGUGAAGGGAUGAUCAUUGGAGUUCUAGACACUGGGAUUACUCCGGGCCAUCCUUCUUUUUCUGAUGAUAACAUGCCACCUCCACCGGCAAAAUGGAAAGGGAAAUGCGAGUUCACAGGAAAUGUGACGUGUAACAAGAAGCUCAUUGGUGCGAGGAAUUUUGUGGGAGGCUCAAGUGAUCCACCUAUUGAUCUGGAUGGCCAUGGCACACAUACUUCAAGUACGGCAGCUGGUAACUUUGUCGAUGAUGCAAAUGUGUUUGGAAAUGCCAAUGGAACAGCAGCCGGUAUGGCGCCACUUGCUCACAUUGCCAUGUACAAGGUGUGUACAGAAGGUUGUUCAGAUGUUGAUAUAUUGGCUGGACUGGAUGCUGCAAUAGACGAUGGUGUUGAUGUGCUAUCUCUCUCCAUUGGUGGAUAUUCCGCUCCUUUUUAUGAAGAUAAUAUUGCCACUGGGGCAUUUGCUGCAAUGCAAAAGGGUAUCUUCGUGAGCGCUUCUGCUGGUAAUGACGGUCCACUAAAUUCUACAUUAUCUAAUGAGGCUCCUUGGAUUCUCACUGUUGGCGCUAGCACCCAUGAUAGGAAGAUAAUAGCAACAGCUGUGUUAGGAAACGGACAAGAAUACGAUGGUGAAUCGGCUUUUCAGCCUGCAGAUUUUCCUCAUACUUUAUUGCCCUUGGUAUACCCUGGCUUGUCCGAUCAAGAGGCUGCACUUUGUUCAUCAGGAUCACUAAAUAACACCAAUGUCAAAGGCAAGGUUGUCGUGUGUGACAGAGGUGGCGGUGUAGCAAGACUUGAAAAAAGCCAAACAGUAAAGGAUGCGGGUGGUGCUGCCAUGAUUCUUGUCAAUCUAGAAAUUGACGGAGAUGGCACAUUCGCCGAUCCUCACGUUAUUCCCGCGACACAUGUGAGUUAUACUGACGGAAAAAAGAUUAAAGUGUACAUAAAUUCAACCUCGACACCCUCGGCAGGAAUCCUUUUCAAAGGCACUAGAAUAGGCUUUAAGAUUUCACCAUCUGUAUCAUCUUUUUCCUCCAGGGGACCUAACUUGGCAAGUCCAGGCAUAGUCAAACCGGACAUUGUGGGUCCCGGAGUGAACAUACUUGCUGCAUGGCCCGUCUCGGUGGAGAACAAAACCAGCACUGAUUUGACAUUUAAUAUCAUCUCAGGAACCUCAAUGUCUUGUCCUCACCUUAGUGGCAUUGCAGCUUUGCUUAAAAGUGCUCACCGUGAUUGGUCGCCAGCUGCUAUUAAAUCCGCGAUAAUGACCACAGCUGAUCAAUUCAACGGUCAGGGUAAACCCAUCCUUGAUCAGAGGGAUCUACCUGCUGAUGUUUUUGCCAUUGGUGCCGGCCAUGUUAAUCCAUCAAAAGCAAGUGAUCCAGGACUUAUUUAUGACAUCAAAGUUGAGAACUACAUCCAAUAUCUAUGCGGUCUAGGCUACAAAGAAAAAGAUAUUGGGCUACUUGUGCAACACACUGUCAAGUGUUCGCUACAAUCAAGUAUAUCUGAGGCAGAACUGAACUAUCCUUCUUUCUCCAUUAUACUUGGACCCGAGACUCAAAAUUAUACAAGAACAGUUACAAACGUUGGUGAUGCAAGCUCAACUUACGCAGCUUACAUCACUCAAAUUCAAGGAGUUGAUAUAGUUGUCGAGCCCGCCACACUUGUCUUCACUCAGGUGAACCAACAGGUGACAUAUUCAGUAUCAUUUACCCAAACGGAUGAAAUCACCGACCGUUUUGUUCAAGGAGCUAUAUCAUGGAUCUCUAACAAGUAUGUUGUUAGAAGUCCAAUAUCUGUUAAAUUGGAAUAAGGGGCUACAAGGGAUAUAACAUGUUUCGGAAGUGGACUUGUGAUUGCCAUUUCCCAUGCACACUAGCAAUCUUUAUGUUUGUUUCUGUAAUAAUAGUAGGUUGCAGCUAUUCUGGAUAGCUGAAAACUACAAAAAUGUUGUAUUUAGUGAGACUUUAGAGAUUUUACUCUUUCCUAAUCAUCCUAAAAUAAUAAA
Molecule: messenger RNA, 2229 nt
Organism: Lycium barbarum (goji berry)
Lineage: Eukaryota; Viridiplantae; Streptophyta; Magnoliopsida; Solanales; Solanaceae
Product: subtilisin-like protease
Exons: 1
Coding region: 16-2034 (672 amino acids)
Biological process (GO): proteolysis
Molecular function (GO): serine-type endopeptidase activity
Source: RefSeq, a predicted model, not a curated record